AUGUACCAGCGUAUCUUCAAAAUACUCCUUCUUAUUUUGUCUCUUGUGGCGCUCUUUCCCUUCAAACCUGUGCUGUGCGUCUUUCAGUGCACUAUUUCUCUUGGUGAUAAGAACCUUACAAGAUCUCCUGUUACUGUGGUAGCAGUUUUGAACUGUACAAUUAGUGGCCGUUCUGCAAACGCUUUCAACUGGACAAUUGAUGGGAAACAAGUCAAAAAGGAGCAUAUAUUACUGGAUCCAAAGGAGAAUAAGAAAUGGUCCGCUGUUGUUCUCGAAAAUAUGACCAAAGAAGCAGAGAAAUUUGAGUGCAAAGCGAAACGUGGCGAGGAAAUGGCUUCGUGUUUUGUUUAUCCUGCCAAACCAAAUGUGCAAACGUCUGAUGCGGCUGUCAGAAUAGUUGACUAUGGCAAUACACCUGAAUUAGAAUGCAGAGCUAAUGGAUGGCCGGUUCCUCGUGUUUCCUGGUGGCUGGAUGGUUCCGAGAUUCAACAUUUUGACGACGACUACACGUACAUAUUACGUCGAUAUGGUGAGAACAUACUCUUCAUGAAAAUAAUAUCAGUGACAAAGAAAUAUCAGCGUGUGAAAUUUACGUGUCGUGCUGAUAACGUGUUUGGUACGUCCGAGAGGAGCGUGGAAAUCCAAGUGAGACGAAUUGAUAUGAUCGAAUACGGUUAUCGUGAAAGGCUUCCCAUUCCAGCAGUGUUAGGAACGAGUGCUACUCUUGAGUGCAUCUGCUCGGAGGAAAAAUGUUCAGAGGAUACCACUCAGUUUUAUUGGAAACGUAAUGGAACAAUUGUCAACGAAACACUCAAUAUCAGAUUAUCUCGUGAGGUCUUAAGCAGUGGUUUAAAAAUUGCUUUGAUGAUACUCAACGUGUCACGUGCAGACGAAGGAGAUUUUUUCUGCAAAGUAAGCAACUCCCUGGGAUUUGAAGAGAGGCGAAGAACCCUGAAGAUUCUGGCCAAAGAGAAUUUUCGGAUUUCUGCAAAUCCAGCUAAAGCGUUUGUAAAUCAAAGAUCUCCUGUCCGUCUGACCUGCAAAGUUUCAUAUCCAUCAGAGCUACUAGAGCCGGAGACUUUUUGGAUCUUUAACAACACUAGGAUUCACGAAAAGUCCGCACUGCAAUACUACACAAAAUCAUAUGGCCCUCGAGAAGGAACCAACUCAACAAAGAUGGUUUUGUUUCAGCUUCAGAUAUCUAAUGUAAGCGAUCAAUACGUUGGUUGGUAUAUCUGCGCUGCAGAUUUCAAAAUAAUUAUUGUCAAAGCGAGAGUUUCCGUCACCCUCGAAGGAGAAGAAGCCGAUGAUAAAAAUGGAAUUGCCGGCGUUGAGUCUAGUGAAAGUCCGCUGGUCGCCAUCAGCUCCAUUACCGCAGGCGGCGUUAUAAUGGGUUUCAUUGCAGCUUUGUUUGCCUACAGACUUUGCAGAAAAAAGCGCAGUGAUGAAGAACCAUUCUUUGAAACUCCAGUCAAUGGCCGCCAGUUUAGGUACGAUGUUUUUGUGACGUUCAGCAGCCAGGACUUAAACUGGGUUAAGAAAGAACUCUUGCCGCUCCUAGAUAAGCAUAAGCUUAAGUACUGUAUCCAUGACAGAGAUUUUCAGGCUGGGAAGCCUGUGGUGGACAACAUGGCAGAGAGCGUGUACACGAGCCGAAAAGUUCUGGCUGUAAUGUCCCAUAACUACAUGUCGAGCAAAUUCUGUCGCGGAGAGCUAGAGAUGGCGCUAUAUCGGAGUACAGAGAUGGGCGACUCUUCUGUUAUUGUGGUGCGUAUCGAUGGUGUUGACCGGAGCAAGCUGCCUAAGGCCCUUCGCAACAGAACCUUUCUGGAUCAUCAUGACUUCACUGAGAGAAAGAACUGGGAAGAGAGGCUGAUAAAGCAUCUCAAGCCACCUCCGCUGGACAAGAACUCGGAGAAAAAAAACUCGGAGAAAACUUAUUCCUUGUUACGUAACGUUAGUGAAGCGUGAAGCAAUGAACAAGGUAUUUUGCCAUUUACAAGACACUCUUUGUAAUUAAUUCUUUGAUAGACAUUUUUCGAAAUAAUCUUUUACGGCCACGAUACCUGAAACGACAAGUCACAGCGACGCAACACAUGAACAGGUCGCAUCAAACAAGCGCUGUAUGCCAGGAAAUUGCUUUGCAGAUCUUUAUCCCGGAAAGAUUAUUCUUUUUCCUUGAAGCCCUUCGUUCAAAUUCAACUAGUCUUAAUGGGUGCGAUGAUGGCAGAGCGAAAAUGGAACUUAGUUCAACGUAAUUAAGGCACGAACUUUUUUUGAUGUUGUAUUCUGAUCGUCCGAUGACUUCCGUAUAUCUUUAUUCUGGCUGCUUUGAUGUCUAAUUUAUUUGAGACUGUUUAUCCUUGAUUGUUCAGUAUGAAACAAAAAACUUAGUGGAAAUGAGGAUCUGUAGUAUUAAGCAGUUUGACAGUCAUAACUUAAUCACACUCGUUUUCCCAAGUUGCAAGGCCUGUGAUGCAAUUUGUGGAGUAUCAUGGAGUAUGCAGCUUUUAUCUGAGUCUGUCUAAUUACUAUGGGUUUUUUUUUUGUGUCAUGAACGGGUAAAGUUUACGAUAGGAGUGAAGUUAGUUACCAAAUAGAGCAAUUUUUAAUCGAGUGGAAAAAAUAAUCCGGAUCGGUUUUGCCUUCCUUUGCUCUGUAAAAGGUCUAGAUAACUCGGACCACUCUCUUCAGAGUUUCGCUUCGCUAGGCUGCUGAGUCUUUGAGAGAGGAUUAAAAAUUGGACCAAAGCUCUAAUGUAGAACCCCGAUGCUAGAUGUCUAAAACAGAAAAGUACAAAAUAUCUGCUCCUCCUCUUCCUAUCAGAAGAAGAAAAAGACUAUCAUUCAUGUUACGUCUGCGCAGGUCUGGUGGGGGGUUCUUGAAUUUUCUUGGAGCGAAAUAAUAAUUGCUUGGAAAGUUUUCCAUCCACCUGAAAAUAUUUUGAUAUCUUCGCUGAGGUGAUUUGCAAAAUUUCAUUCAAUCUUGAUAAAAAUUGUUCCUUAGGAGACCCAGUUUCCACGAGGCAUCUAAUCAAAUUGUUACCAAUGCCGGCCACAAGUAGCCUUUAAUAAUUUCAUACUAACUCGCCCGUUUUAAGAGCACUAUGUAAUAAUUUUUUAUAUAUAUAAUGACA
Molecule: messenger RNA, 3136 nt
Organism: Pocillopora verrucosa
Lineage: Eukaryota; Metazoa; Cnidaria; Anthozoa; Scleractinia; Pocilloporidae
Biological process (GO): signal transduction
Source: RefSeq, a predicted model, not a curated record